AUGCUGGCGCCUUCGAAAGGCUCGCCACGGCAGAAAGACUACGUCGUGGUGGGCGGUCAGAAGGUCUAUCUCAACUUCAUCCACGCCAAGCGGCAGAAUCAUUCGAAUUUCCCUAUCCCUCAUUCGCUCGCCAAUCCGUUCGUCAAGGAAUCGUCCCUCGUCGGUGCAGUCCGAUCAGCGCCUGCCAGCACGACCGCUGCCAAGCGUUCCCCUUCUGGAAGUCGGCGCAGGGCAGAAGAUGACGCUGCAGCGGCAGAGCCGCCGCCAGUCAUUCUCGAAUUGCGCAAUCAGAUCAUCGAGCACGAGCUGGGCAGGAGAGGCGAUGAUGAUGGCGCCGACGACUGCGAGUUCUCCAUCGAAGAGUUCACACCACCCGCAGCCGCGGCCAAGAAGAGGAAGGCAGCCGAGGCGGCAGCGGCAGCUUCAGCCAUCAAGCGCGAGUUGGAGGCGGUGGAGAUGAAGAGGGCAGCCGCAGAGCAAGACAAACGGGCAGAGAGAGAAACGCGAAGAGAAAUCGAAAAGGAAAAAAUGGCCCGCCAAAAAGCGAAGGGCAAGGAAAAGGCACCAGAGAGCAGCGAAGAAGACGAGAACGAGAACGAUGAGGGAGGGAAUGAGGGGGAAGAAGAGACAGACAUCCCCAUAAGUAAGAGGCGGAGGACAACGGUUGAGCCUGCGCGCAGGCAUCCAGACAAGACUCCUCGCACCAAGUCGGCGCCAUCUCCGGUGGCGAGCAACAACAGGACUUCGCCCACUUCCCCUCGAGGUCUGCCGUCACCGGCCAAGUCGCCGUUCACGGUGCCCACCUCUCCGUUCGCCGCCGCGUCAACGCGCUCGGACAAACGCACGACACCAGCCAAGAGCCCACGGACCUCCGCCUCUUCCUCCGCCGCCUCUGCAUCGUCAGCCCUGCCGUCCGCUGCAGCAGCAACCUCGAAUUCGACCGGACCCGCGUCAUCAACCUCAACCUCUACGUCUACCUCCUCUACUUCAGCCUGUAUCCCCUCCUCGCUCGAUCCCAUGUCGUCGCCGUCGGACGAAUUCGAGAUCACUUCGUCCUUCCUCGCCACGAUUGACGUGCUGGAAAAGAGCGUUGCCGGCCGGUGGAUCGAAGAGAAGGAAGAUCUUGAUGAACUAAGCAGGCGCACGGACCGAGGCAAGACGGCCGAGCCGAAGAGCGAGGGUGCGCAGAGCGCAGCGAGAGGCACUCACGAGCGGAAACCAAACGGCGACGGCGACGAUUGCGACGACAGCGAAGGCGAAGAGCAGCUGGAGAGGAAACGCGCGCGGGCUGCGCUGCCGGCGGCCAGAGGCAGAACGAAGGCGACGGUGGGCAGUGGAGGAGUCGACCGGGAGGAGGUGAUGGACUCGCAGUGGAUCGAUUCGCCGUUCUGCAUGUCGACCCAGGCCGCUCGGGCAUUCGCUGCUGCAGCGCCUCUCGCCAGCCGCGCCAAACGCUGGGCCAACCAGUCAGCCGCAAUCGACGACGGCGCAGGAGCACCGGCAUGGGACGAGUCUCCCGCCUCCUCGUGGUCUCCCGCUUCACCCUCCUCUUCACCCCUCCAGUCAGGGUUCAGCCUUCGCCCACCCGCCCUGUGA
This is a messenger RNA of Acanthamoeba castellanii str. Neff, 1596 nucleotides long. RefSeq lists its product as uncharacterized. Lineage: Eukaryota; Discosea; Longamoebia; Acanthamoebidae. The transcript has 2 exons. Bases 1 to 1596 code for a protein of 531 amino acids. The record is from RefSeq and is a predicted model, not a curated record.